Perca fluviatilis (European perch) is the source of this 1471-nucleotide messenger RNA. RefSeq lists its product as uncharacterized. The record is from RefSeq and is a predicted model, not a curated record. NCBI's taxonomy places the organism in Eukaryota, Metazoa, Chordata, Actinopteri, Perciformes, Percidae. Bases 1 to 708 code for a protein of 235 amino acids. The transcript is spliced from 5 exons.
AUGGGGUGUGUUGCAAGAAGGAAAUAUUCUGUCCAGGGUCCUCUGCACUUGGUGCAUAUCGACACAAACCAUAAGCUCAUCAGAUAUGGCCUUGUUAUUUUUGGAGGGAUUGAUGGCUUCUCACGAAAGAUCAUGUACCUUGGUGCUGCAACCAAUAAUAAAGCAUCUACUGCACUUGAUUUCUUCUUGGAGGCAGUGCAGAAGUAUGGCUUCCCAUUAAGAAUAGAACGUUUGUGGCGAGAUGUUUGGAUGACUGUUUCAAAUGUGUACUACGAGAUACUUCACAGCCUUGAGGAUGAAGGUGUUCUAGACCCUUCUGAUAGCAUCCACCUCUUCUGUGCCCAGCAUGUGUUUCUUACACGUCUGCAGAGGGAUCUUGAUGUCUUCAGGGUGGGGUGGGAUAAUCACCCUCUAAGAACAGAGCAGAAUCUCUCCCCACAACAACUGUGGAUGAUGGGGCUUCUCCGGUAUCCUGUUGAUGCUCCAGACUUGGCAGAGGACAUUGAGGAUGCAGAUCUUCAUUUCAACACUGCCAGUGAGCAAGACGUGACCAGUCCUGGAGUGAUUCUCCCACCCAUUGAAUGUCCUCUCUCUGAGCAGGACAUGCCAGGCCUUAGGGCCACUAUUGAUGUUACAGGACCAUCAGAUUCCUAUGGGCGAGACAUUUAUUUGGCUGUAUUGAACUACGUGCUAAAUCACCGUAGAUGAAAACAUUUUGUAUUUCAUGACCAGUUCACCAGUGGACAUUUAAUUUGUUUUUAAUGUUUUUUGUUACUGACAACCACGAAGAAACAUAGUACAAACAUUAUUGAACUGCUGUGAGUGCUGGGUAGAAACUUAUUUAUGAGACAACAUGAUGCCAAUUAACCAGACCUCUAGAAAGAAAUUUCUUUUAUGAAAUCGUGUUGCAAGAUUUCCAGUUGUAUUUGUAUGAAAAGCUCUACAGUACUGUCUUCAAACAAAUAUGUAAUGUUUACUCUUGAAUAAUUAGUCCUGAAACACAGUAGUAUUAAAACACACAGAACAAAAGUAAAAAAGGAGCAGCAACUAGUGCUAAAAUGGUGUUGAUAAAAAAUUAACACCAUGUUAAACUGUUGGCCCAGAUGAAAAGCCUUAAUUAGAACCUGCAAGAUUUGUAUGAAAUGCUCUACAGUACUGUCAUUAAACAAAUAUGUAAUGUUUACUCUUGAAUGAUUAGUCCUGAAACACUGUAUUAAGAAAUGCUCAUUAAUCACAACAAAAGUAAAAGUAGCAACUAGUGCUAAAUAUUUACACCAUGUUAAACUGUUGGCCCAGAUGAAAAGCCUCAAUUAGAACCUUUUUGAACUGGUCAUAAGGCCUCAUAUGUCUGACAGGUAGUACAAUAUUCUUGGCACAUGCUGAAACAACAGGGUAACAUACAUUGUGAUGGCCAAAGUCUGCACUACAGUCAUGGUUAAACUUGAUCGUUACAGCAAAAUCCUUCUUCUCU